Molecule: messenger RNA, 3569 nt
Organism: Oreochromis aureus
Lineage: Eukaryota; Metazoa; Chordata; Actinopteri; Cichliformes; Cichlidae
Gene: acss2l
Product: acyl-CoA synthetase short chain family member 2 like
Exons: 15
Coding region: 1647-3176 (509 amino acids)
Molecular function (GO): acetyl-CoA synthetase activity; AMP binding
Source: RefSeq, a predicted model, not a curated record
GCUGCUUCUCUUAGUGCAGACUGCCCUGCUCCAGUAGUUUAUCAGCUGUCUUCUACAUGAACACAGCACCUGCACGUAGUAUAUAGGUCAGACAGUUGCUGGCUGUUUCCAGUUUGAGAAGGCACUAGAGUCACUGCAAUUCUGCAAGCAAGCCAACACUCUUUUAGAUAUUUAACCUUGCUCUUCCAUGCAAAGGUUAGUAGCUCUGCUUAAAAUAACUCUAGAAUGUGACUCCAAAGUGGGCUCUUUUUAUAACUCGCAAAGGCUGGCAGAGUUAGAUAUAAGUGACCUUGUCUUUGCUUAGUCAUUGUUGUAUAUCGUCCAACUCUCAGUUUUGAUCUGUUUAAUUUACUUUCGACAGGAACAACACUUGGCAUGGCAACAUAACAAUCUUUGGGACAGUGCCAGCCUGUUAGAUUAUCCCAUGACUGCUAAUAUUAAUCAUGAAUGAGCAAAAAGGUUUGGUCCAUGGAAACUUGCAGGAGAGCCAAUGCCAAUCAUGCAGUGACAUUUUGCUGAGUCCAGAAUCCUCAGUGACCUGAUUCAUAAUGCUGUCAUCAACACUGAAACUUUAUGCUCUGUGAACCAUUAACCUUGUCCAGAUAUCCAGACAGGAGAUGCAGUGAAUGACAAUCAUAGAAAAGAGCAGUUAAUGUGUGUCUGCUUUGUUAUGUAAAAUUCAACAAGGUUUCUAAAUCUGUAAAUGAUGAUGAGAAGGAGCAGCAUACUCCACCACGGUGUAAUAUCAGAGACAUAACAGCUUAGUUUUGGAUUUUAGAAGGAUCCACACUUCUUACAACUUCCAGCCUUUAAAAAUAAGGAAUAUGUUGGCUCAGUACUCAGCAACAUCUGCUAGUCUGGCUCAAGGGUUCUGACUCAGUUUUAAAUUUGUAAAUGAUAUUUCCUAAUAAUUAUGACCUAUUUCUCAUGUUAGUUAAAAUAACUUACACACACUAAAUAAAAAGCAUUUAAAGCUGCUAUAUUGAAACAAGUUGCAAAAAACCUCUCUCAACACCCAUGCUUUGCUACCUAGUCAGUCUCAAACAGGCAAUAUACACAGUUACUGAGUAGCUGGUAGGCGAUCAAAGUGGAGAAUUUGGCAGAUCAAGAGCCAGUUAUUUCCCUCAAGAUCUGGUACAGCUGAAACACGGAGCUACAGUCAGUGUGAAUGAAAUGCUACAAACACAGCUCCAAAUAUACAUUAAAUGUUGCUCUAUAUUGGUUGGAUGAUUUUGUGUAAAAACCUUAUUAACACCUGCCGCAAGUGCCUUAAAGUGUAGUUAUUUAGCCAGUUCUUCAUUAAGAUUAUCAAAACAACUUUAUUUGGAGGUAAAACCAGGAAUUCUUCUUCGUUUGGUUUCCAUUUAGGGGUUGCCAAAGUGGAUCAUCUGCCUCCAUUUUUUCACUACACCCAUGGUCCUUUUCUUUGAUCUUCCUCUUUUCCUAAUGCCUGGCAGCUUCAUGUUCAGCAUCUUUUUAUCCAAUAUAUCCUCUAUCCCUCAUGUCUUUUUGUCAAUGCCCCCAUCUUCAAAGCAUAUAUCAUAUCAGGCUUCACUACCAUCUUUAAACUUUCUCUUUUACUCUGUAACAACUCAUCCCGUCUCCAUCCAGCCUGCACUCUUUUCUUCACCUCCGUCGCGCUUCGGAUGAUCCGAUUCAAAGCAGCCCAGUUUGCAGGUUUCUCCUGUGAGUCUCUGUGUGAAAGGAUUGUGGAUGCCCAGAGUAGUGUACUGGUGACAGCAGACGGUGUUUACAGAGGAGAAAAACUGAUCAACCUGAAGCAGAUUGCAACCGAGGCUCUGGAGAAGUGCCGGGAAAGAGGGUCAGCUAGUGUCACCAAAUGCCUCGUCAUCAAGCACCAUGCACUGAAGACAAAAAGUGGAGGUGCAUGCAACAAACUACAGACCCCCUGGGACUCACAGUGUGAUGUUUGGUGGGAUGAGGCCAUGAGGGACUCCUCUGAGGAGUGUGAGCCCGAGUGGCUGGAUGCAGAGGACCCGCUUUUUAUCCUCUACACCAGCGGCUCCACCGGCAAACCCAAGGGUGUUCUCCACACUGUUGCUGGAUAUCUGCUCUACACGUCGAUGACCUUCAAGUACGUAUUCGAUCAUCACCACGAUGAUGUGUACUGGUGUACGGCCGACAUCGGCUGGAUCACCGGACACUCCUACAUCACCUACGGUCCACUUGCAAACGGUGCUACGAGCGUCCUAUUUGAAGGUAUCCCUGUUCACCCACAUGUUGGCCGGUUCUGGGAAAUAAUUGAGAAGUACAAAGUGACCAAGUUUUAUACAGCCCCUACAGCCAUCCGCCUGCUGAUGAAGUAUGGACGUGAGCCACUACAGAAGUAUGACCUCUCCAGCCUGAGGAUUCUGGGUACUGUGGGUGAACCCAUCAAUCCAGAGGCGUGGCAGUGGUACUAUAAAGUGGUUGGUCAAAGCAGAUGUCCCAUCGUUGAUACCUUCUGGCAAACAGAAACGGGAGGUCAUGUCUUGACUCCUCUACCUGCUGCUACACCGCUGAAACCAGGCUCUGCUACUUUCCCUUUCUUUGGGGUGGAGCCGACCAUCCUCAACGAGCACGGAGAGGAGCUGGAAGGUGAAGCUGAGGGUUAUCUGGUGUUUAAGAGGCCGUGGCCUGGAAUAAUGCGCACUGUGUUCAGGAACCAUGAGCGCUUCGAAAACACCUACUUCAAGAAAUUCCCAGGCUUUUAUGUGACUGGAGAUGGCUGCAGGCGGGAUAAGGACGGCUAUUACUGGAUCACAGGGAGAAUAGACGACAUGCUGAAUGUGUCAGGCCACCUGAUGAGCACAGCGGAGGUUGAGGCGGCUCUGACGGAGCACGGGGCUGUGGCGGAGGCUGCGGUGGUGAGUCGACCUCACAAGGUGAAGGGAGAGUGCCUCUACUGCUUUGUCACCCUCAAAGACAGCAGGGAGUUCAGUCACACGCUGGUGGAUGAGCUCAAGAGACUGGUGAGAGAAAAAAUUGGACCAAUCGCUACACCAGACUUCAUCCAGAAUGCCCCAGCGCUCCCAAAAACUCGCUCAGGAAAGAUCAUGAGGCGAAUCCUCAGACAGAUCGCUCGCAACGACAAGGACCUCGGGGACCUCUCCACCCUGGCUGACCCCAAGGUGGUGGAGGUGCUGUUUAGCCAGAGAUGUGAAGCUGCAGCCUGAAGAAGAAGAAGAAGAAAACAAACUCUCUGGCUUCAAACUAUGCAAUUGUACAGAUGAAGACAAUCACAAACUGCUGCUUUUUGGGUGUGAAUGAUAGGAAUGGGAUCACAAGGCACGGCAGAAAAUUACAGCGGACAUUAAAAUGUUCAGAUUUUUUUUUUAUGUAUGAGAGAAAACAAAACAUAAUUGAAAAUGUCAAAUUGAAUCUCUUUUUAAACAGAUUUAUGAAUGCGGUUGUGUUGAUGGUUUGUGUUUGGGCCAAAAUGUCACACGUACUAGUCUCUGUGAACUCUUUUGCCCAGUAUUGUAGAAGGAUGACCUUAAUCCUUGUUUUCGACUGAUGUAUAUUUCCAACCUGUGGUACAUUUCUAUGAAUAAAGUGUUUAAUCCAGC